Lactuca sativa (garden lettuce) is the source of this 1003-nucleotide messenger RNA. RefSeq lists its product as uncharacterized. The record is from RefSeq and is a predicted model, not a curated record. Lineage: Eukaryota; Viridiplantae; Streptophyta; Magnoliopsida; Asterales; Asteraceae. Gene Ontology annotation, molecular function: oxidoreductase activity.
ACUUUCACAUUCAUCAACCAAUAGAAAAAAUGACAAGCCAAGUCGAAAGCAUACUAGAGCCAUGGCACGAUCUGAACGGAAAGGUGGUGUUCGUGACCGGAGCAUCAUCUGGAAUUGGCAAAGAAUUCUGUCUUGAUUUAGCGAGAGCGGGUUGCAAGAUAAUCGCUUCUGCUCGGCGGAUUGAUUUACUCAAAUCCCUUUGUGAUGAAAUUAAUAGAAUGGACAUUUCUUCUGGAUCUGAAUCUCAAUCUGUAGCUGAAGGUGUACCCAUUCGGGCUUUUGCAGUGCAGCUGGAUGUCAGUGCGGAUGAGGCCACCAUCAAGGCGGCAGUUAAAAAGGCGUGGGAAGCAUUUGGGCGUAUUGAUUCUUUGAUAAACAAUGCUGGAAUCUCAGGUGAACCUCGUAACCCACUGGAAUUUGAAGAGGAAAAAUGGAACUAUAUCUAUAGGACAAACCUAACAGGGUCAUGGUUGGUGGCAAAGCAUGUUUGUAAGUACAUGCGUGAUGCUAAAUGUGGUGGUUCAGUGAUCAAUAUUUCAUCGAUUGCGGGUACUAAUCGUGUUUUUCUGCCCGGAGGAGUGGCAUAUGCGUCUUCAAAGGCAGCCGUUAAUACCAUGACAAAGGUGAUGGCAAUGGAAUUGGGAACCGACAACAUAAGAGUGAACUGCAUAAACCCUGGAAUUUUCAGAACUGAGAUCACCGAAGGACUAGUAGAUAAGACAUGGUUCAACAAUGUGGUUUUGAAGACAAUUCCUUUGAAAACCCUUGGCACGAUUAAUCCAGCCUUGACAUCUCUUGCACGAUAUUUGAUCCAUGAUUCUUCGUUAUAUGUUACAGGAAGUUGUUUCAUUGCGGAUGCUGGUACCAGCUUGGCAACAAUUCCUAUUUUCUCAUCACUUUAAAUUAACAUUUUUCCCAACUCUUGUAAAAUGUAUGUUCUAAGUUGGAUUAUGUCAUAAUUUUGCAACAAAGCAUUUUUUAAUGUUCUCAUUAUCACUUUUCA